AUGAUGAGUGUGUCAGAGAGAGACAACCUCAAUGACACCAACGGCAUUCAGCAGCCGAAUGGCACAAACGGAUCGGCGCAAUUUCGCAAACGGUCGCGGGAGGGGACUGCUACUCAAUCAAGCGAAGUCUCGGGGGAUCUGACGUUGCGCACGCGCGAAACGCCCGUCGAGAAGAUUCUUCUCGAUCAAUUCGUGAACCGCGAGUUUCGCUAUUCGGCAGCUGCUGCCAGGGAUCAUCCAGCCCAAGAACUGCUGCUGCAAAAACGGGCCGAAAGGGAUUACUAUCUUUCCGUCCGUCGCGAAACACAUGGAAACCCGGCUGCAUUGUUCGGAGUUGGCUAUGAAGGUUUUGGGAACCCGCGGACUGAUACCCGGAAUCAACCCGCGCAGGUUUUAUACCCGGCUCAAAGGCGCCGACCUGGGAACCGCAAAGCGCGGGAACUCAAAGUUUCAAGACGUGAUAUGAAGAUUCAGAGCGAACAGAUUGAAGACUUGGUCCCGAUCAGGCUCGACAUCGACUGGGAAAAAGUCAAGAUUCGAGACACAUUUACUUGGAAUCUUCAUGACCGUGUUGUGUCUCCCGAUCUAUUUGCAGAAAAAAUGGUCGAAGACCUGGGACUCGCAUUGGAGACGUCGGGACCACUAUUGCGCAUGAUCUCUCAGAGCAUUCAAGAGCAAAUCAUGGACUACUAUCCACAAAUUUACGUGCAAGAAGCGCCCUUGGAUCCUCAGCUGCCAUAUACAGCUUACCGCAACGAUGAAAUGCGCAUUCUGAUCAAGCUCAACAUCACAAUUGGUCAACACACCUUGAUCGACCAAUUUGAAUGGGACAUCAAUGAUCCUCUGAAUUCACCAGAGGAAUUUGCAUUGCGAUUGACAGAUGAUCUCUCACUCUCGGGAGAGUUUACCACAGCCAUCGCUCACUCCAUCCGAGAACAGUCUCAACUAUUCACAAAGUCUCUGUACAUUGUCAAUCAUCCAUUCGACGGGCGCCCCAUUGAGGACCCCGAUUUGAACACAUCCUUCCUUCCUACUCCUGUUUCCUCUGCAUUCCGCCCCUUCCAAGCAGCCAAAGAGCACACCCCCUACCUGUACGAGCUCAACGAUGCCGAUCUCGAGCGCACAGAAAUUUCGAUCUCGCGUGAGCAGCGCCGCCAAAAACGGUCCAUCAACCGACGGGGAGGCCCGGCGCUGCCAGAUCUCAAAGACCGCCAACGAACUAUCCGCUCGCUCAUCGUCUCUUCUGUCAUUCCUAACUCCGCCGAGACUUUUGAGGAGAGCAACGUCAUUAAGCGGUCCGGCACCAGUCGCCGUCGUGGAAUGGCAGGCACUCGUGGCGAGGAAGAAUCUGACGACUUUGAGAGUGAUGAUUCUGAUGAAGGCUCCCCGGCCAUUGGACCUCAUCUCGCUCAGGGCACCGCCCGUACAAGGGGUAUGAGGGGCGCAGCCACAGCAGCUCAUGCGGCGCUGCGUGCCAGCCUGGGACAUUCGGCUACACCAGAACCCAUAUCGCAGGAGCCCACACGGGCGUCGCGACGUCAACAACUACGAGAAGAAAGUCUCGAAGAGCCCGAAAAACUCAUUGUUAAGUUCAAGAUCUCACGAGACAAGUUGGUCGAUCUUCGAAACGGGAAACGCAUCUUUGACGCUGCCGCACAGGCUGGAUCCAUGGCACCCCCAUCGGAGAAACAGAAACAGCACCACCCUCCGCGCCCACAGCAGACAGGAGCUGUUGACGCGCCGAAUCCGCCCCAGCAGGGUGUUCCUGGACCUCCUCCCCCUACCUGGCUCCAGGCUGGCCUGGCUAAGUUGAAACAAACACACCCCAACGAUUCAUUCGAAGGAGUGAUGCGUUAUUCAGCGGUGGAUACCGAGACCCUCGCACCUGUUUCAAAUCCGGCAAAUCUUCAACCUGGCCAAAAGAUCAAGUAUCAAUAUCUGCCUCGUAUUCGCUGCCACGACUGUCCAGGGAAACUGUACACGCCCGGGGCUGGCAUGACGGUCGACAACUUUGAAGUCCAUCUCCGCAAUCGUCAACACAAGGAGCGAGUCGAAGAUCGUAUCAACAGGGCUGAUAACAACCCACACCCACCCUCCGAUAAUGCAGGCAGCGCCGGUGUAAGCCAAGCAGCCGACGGAGCGAAUUCCGCCGACAUGAGUCCUGCGAUGGGGACCGCUUCGGUUCCCGGGGCUGCUUCAUCCUAG
This is a messenger RNA of Penicillium oxalicum, 2205 nucleotides long. Its product is annotated as SWI/SNF chromatin-remodeling complex subunit SNF5. NCBI's taxonomy places the organism in Eukaryota, Fungi, Ascomycota, Eurotiomycetes, Eurotiales, Aspergillaceae. The record is from RefSeq and is a predicted model, not a curated record. The transcript is spliced from 2 exons. Gene Ontology annotation, molecular function: transcription coregulator activity. Gene Ontology annotation, biological process: regulation of transcription by RNA polymerase II; chromatin remodeling. Gene Ontology annotation, cellular component: SWI/SNF complex; nuclear chromosome; nucleus. Bases 1 to 2205 code for a protein of 734 amino acids.